Hyla sarda is the source of this 2507-nucleotide messenger RNA. RefSeq names its product phosphoserine phosphatase (gene PSPH). The transcript is spliced from 6 exons. Bases 202 to 915 code for a protein of 237 amino acids. Gene Ontology annotation, cellular component: cytoplasm. Gene Ontology annotation, biological process: dephosphorylation; L-serine biosynthetic process. Gene Ontology annotation, molecular function: L-phosphoserine phosphatase activity; magnesium ion binding. The record is from RefSeq and is a predicted model, not a curated record. Lineage: Eukaryota; Metazoa; Chordata; Amphibia; Anura; Hylidae.
GGGGGUAAUUUGAUGCGGGAAAGAAUUGGGCUGGGAAAGGGUUCACCUCCACCCAAAUGACAGCUUGCUCAGCAUUCUUCAUAGAGCAGUGAGCAUCCAGCCUGCUCCGCAACCCACAGCUCAAAGGUCUGUGCAGAGUGGACGGGAGGUGACAGGAGAUCGGCGAGGGACAGCGGCAGAACACUAAGGGUGCACCACAAAAUGUCUUCCCUUUCACCGCUGAAGGAAAUCUUCCGCAGGGCCGAUGCAGUUUGUUUUGAUGUGGACAGUACAGUUAUAAAAGAAGAGGGCAUAGAUGAACUGGCUAAGUUCUGCGGUGUGGGAGAUGCUGUGGCAGAAAUGACCCGCAAAGCAAUGGGAGGAUCAUUGACCUUCAAGGCUGCUCUUACUGAGAGACUUGCAUUAAUUCACCCAUCGAGGGAACAAGUACAAGCCCUGAUAACGGAGCACCCUCCAAGGCUCACCGAGGGGAUAAAAGAUCUGGUUCACAGGCUGCACCAACGGAACGUGCAGGUUUUCCUCAUAUCUGGAGGAUUUCGGAGCAUUGUGGAACAUGUAGCCACAGAGUUGGACAUACCGCUCACUAAUGUAUAUGCUAAUAGGCUUAAGUUUUAUUUCAAUGGGGAAUAUGCUGGAUUUGAUGAGGCUCAGCUAACGGUGGAGUCUGGUGGUAAAGGAAAAGUGAUCGGCUUAUUAAGGGAGAAGUAUGGCUUUCAGAAUGUAGUAAUGAUUGGAGAUGGAGCCACUGAUCUGGAGGCCUGUCCCCCGGCUGAUGGGUUCAUUGGAUUUGGAGGAAAUGUCAUCAGACAGCAAGUAAAGGAAAAAGCCAAGUGGUACAUUACAGACUUCGAGGAACUCCUCAGAGAGCUGGAAAGUGACAGCAUCAAAAAUAACCACAAUGAAAUCAUUUACUAACACUACGCUCCCAUGUUAUACUUACUAGAAAUGAAACCUCAUUGUGAAAGUUUAGUAGAUAUCCCAUUUUACUGAAAUGUACCUGUGCUGUACAUUUCAAUAGAAAUAGUGAUUAUUUAACUUUUAGACUUUUUAUAAAUUGCUAGUCUCUGGCAUAAACACUAACCAGUAUCUUUUUCAAGAUUCUUUUUUAGCUCUGUCUUGUUCAUUUGACAGUGGUGCAGAAUGAAAGUAUAUGUAGCAAAUUUGGUUUGUCUUGAAUGGAUCCAGGUGGGAAUGAUAAUUAUUAUUAUUUACAGAAAUGGUGAAAUGUAAAUUUGUUGAAAGGCUACUCUGGCCCUAGAUAUCGUAUCCCCUAUCCUUUGGAUAGGGGAUACGAUAUCUAGGGCCAGAGUACCCUUUUAAAGAGGCCAACAAAUUUCUAUUUCACCAUUUCUGUAAAUAAUAAUAAUAAGAUGUCUUAUCAUGGGGGCUCACCGCUGGGAUAGGGGUCCUGCCUUUGGAUAGGGGAUAAGAGUACCCCUUUAAGGAAUGAUUGUUGCUGAUGAUCUUUGUGGAAUAUAUUUAAAAAAAAUCCCAAUAGCUCACAGCAUAUUGCAGAAAGUGGUCUCUAAAUGGUUGCGGAGAACAAACACCAUUUGUAUGAACCUGAGAAGGGAAAUCCAUAUGGAUUAUAACAGUAUCGGUUAGUCCUUCUAGUUUCUAAAUGUGACCUAAAUACAGAUGCCCAGAAUUUUCCAACUGGGGGUAUGUGCAAACGAGUGUGAUAUGGAUGUGUAUUUGUGUCCAUAUUACUGAUGCAAGUACCAGCCCAACCAUGGGUCUAAUGACCUGAACUGAUAGCAUCAAAAAUUACCAUAAUGCUUUUACUUCAGAUGUCUCGCUAUGGUUAGACCGGUACUUGUGCCCGUAUUAGUCUUGUGAAAACAGCUGUAAUCUAUGUUUCCAUGUUGGGAAAAAUAUUCCAUUAGUCAGAAAACUAAAAACCUUCUUUACAGGGAACCUGUCACAUUGUGAUUGCAGUCCAAUCUGCAGCCAUCAUGUAAAAGAGCACGAGGAGCUAAGCAGAUUGAUAUAUACAUAUGUGGGAAAGGAUUUAGGAUAACUUGUCAUCUCUGCUCAUUCUGAGCUAAGUAUUCAUGUGGGUGGUCCUUCUCAGUGAUUAACAGCUAUCUGUGUGUGUGUAUAUAUAUAUAUAUAUAUAUAUAUAUAUAUAUAUAUAUAUAUAUAUAUAUGGGCAUGUGAAGGGAGUUGUGAAUCAGUGGGAAGAACCACCCACUUGAAUACUUAACCCAGAAAGACCGAAUUAGUCAAGUGGACAGUUCUACUAAGUGAUCAACUUCUACACAGACAGCUGUCAGUCAUAGGGUUGGACCGCUCACAUGACUACUUAGCCUAGAAUGAGCAGAGAUUUACAAGUGUAAAUCACAAAUUAUCUCCAAACUCGCUGAAUUUGUAGAAACAGUAACAUUAUGACUGUAUAUUGGAUUGCAUAGUUGUACAAUGUACAACAUGAUUUGUCAGCCAUCAAUCUAAAAUGAGAGUCAGUAUUAGGCUAAGUUUCGACAUGGUUUUUUGGUGGCCCAAUAAGA